Molecule: messenger RNA, 1776 nt
Organism: Rosa chinensis
Lineage: Eukaryota; Viridiplantae; Streptophyta; Magnoliopsida; Rosales; Rosaceae
Product: protein disulfide-isomerase 5-3
Exons: 15
Coding region: 170-1609 (479 amino acids)
Cellular component (GO): COPII-coated ER to Golgi transport vesicle; endoplasmic reticulum
Source: RefSeq, a predicted model, not a curated record
CACCGUGGCGCACCAGAUCACUAAAAGCCGCGAAGUCGGGGUGGGGAGCAGAAACGAAACGUGAAACGCGUAGAGGCAGCUCUCCUCUUCACUCUCUCUCUCUCUCUCUCUCUCUCUCUCUCAAUUCGGUCGCUCCGGAGUUGAGCACGUCGGAAAAUUCACCGCAGCCAUGAUUUCCUCGGGCAAGAUCAAGUCGGUCGAUUUCUACAGGAAAAUUCCAAGAGAUUUGACGGAAGCAUCAUUAUCAGGUGCAGGAUUGUCUAUAGUAGCAGCUCUUGCCAUGAUGUUUUUAUUUGGAAUGGAACUGAAUAAUUAUUUGACCUUCAGCACCUCUACAUCUGUUAUUGUUGACAGGAGUACUGAUGGGGAUUUCUUACGCAUUGAGUUUAAUAUCAGUUUUCCUGCACUAUCAUGUGAAUUUGCAUCCCUUGACGUCAGUGAUGUGUUGGGAACAAACAGAUUGAAUAUAACAAAAACCAUUCGCAAGUUCUCUAUAGGUCCAGAUCUGAGGCCCACCGGCUCUGAGUUUCAGUCUGGUCCUGUUUUACAUAACAUUAAGCAUGGGGAUGAAGGUGAUGAGUAUUCUGGUGAUGGUUCUGUUUCACUAACUGCUCAUAAUUUUGAAAGAUUUACUCAACAUCAUCCUAUUCUGGUUGUCAAUUUUCACGCUCCCUGGUGCUACUGGAGCAAUCGCCUGAAACCUUCAUGGGAGAAGGCUGCCAAAAUAAUGCGAGAAAGAUAUGAUCCAGAAAUAGAUGGGCGUAUUCUUUUGGCAAAGGUGGAUUGCACUGAAGAAGGUGACUUGUGUAGGAGGAAUCAUAUUCAAGGAUAUCCAUCGAUUCGUAUUUUUCGAAAAGGAAGUGAUUUAAGGGAGGACCAUGGGCACCAUGAGCAUGAAUCUUAUUACGGAGAUCGAGAUACAGAUAGCUUGGUCAAGACAAUGGAAGCUUUGGUUGCACCUAUCCCCUUGGAGUCUCAAAAGCUGGCGUUAGGUGGUAACAAUGAGACUGAGAAUGCAAAAAGACCAGCACCAUUGACAGGAGGAUGUAGAAUUGAAGGAUAUGUGCGUGUAAAGAAGGUUCCUGGAAACCUUAUCAUUUCAGCUCAUUCAGGAACUCAUUCCUUUGAUGCCUCUCAAAUGAACAUGUCUCACUACAUAUCACAUCUUUCAUUCGGUAGGACAAUUGCUCCUAAGGUGAUGAGUGAUGUGAAGCGAUUGAUACCUUAUCUUGGUCGAAGCCAUGAAAGGUUGAAUGGACGAUCUUUUAUAAAUCACCGUGAUGUAGGAUCUAAUGUCACAAUAGAGCAUUAUCUUCAGAUAGUUAAAACGGAAGUCAUAACAGGAAGAUCUCACAAAUUAAUCGAGGAAUAUGAGUACACUGCCCACAGCAGUUUGAUAGAGAGUCUGAACAUCCCUGUUGCAAAAUUCCAUUUUGAGCUCUCCCCCAUGCAGGUUUUAGUAACAGAAAAUGAGAAAUCCUUUUCGCAUUUUAUCACAAAUGUGUGCGCUAUUAUUGGAGGCAUUUUCACGGUAGCAGGAAUAUUGGAUUCAAUUCUGCACAACACCCUUAGGCUGGUUAAGAAGAUUGAACUAGGCAAAAACUUUUGAUACAUAGGUCAAAUUUCUUGAAGUGUACAACGAAUUCUUUAUUUGCCUCACCUAAUUUUGUGAAGGGACCUGUACUAUUGACAAAUAUUUCAAAAGAGAGGUGCAACAAAGCAUGAAAAGUGCCACAUUUUGCAUACGAGUUUCAUAUAGAUUUAUAUGCCUCUUAA